AUGACCGGCUAUGCCCCACGAAGCAGUCAAGAUUACAAUACCUUCUUCCAAAAUCCGCAUCUCGCCAUCUCGCAUUAUUCCAAUGGCGACGGCAUCAGCUACCUCUAUUCCCAUGGCCAAGUUCCGUAUCAGACUGUUAACACACCAUGUACAGCGUACUCAACCACGUAUGCACCCAGCCAAGGCAGUCUCUCGACUCCCAUGUAUAUGCCUUCUCUCUCUGGACUUCCCGGUCAAUAUCCCAUUACUAACAACAGAGUUCCUACGUUGCCUUCUCAGUCACGGCCACUCCUGCACCCGUCCUACUACACGACGUCUUCAUCGAACCAUCGUACGGCGGUUCCACAUCAACCACGCCUUAUUCCCCCGCGAGAACUAAACCAAAUGGAUGGUACCGAAAGCCAGGACUCUCCCAACGAGGAUACCAUGCUUUCUGAACCGGUGGUGCCUCCGUUGGAAGGUUAUCCCGAUGUGCAUAAGUUUGACGAAUUGAUCCAACGCUACGUUGAAGACCUUUCUCCCAAGAAACAAGACAAAGCUUUAAUUCAUGCACGAAGAGCUGCCAAUAUCAGACAGGUCCUCAUUGACAAGAAGACCACUUCCAUCGAGUCGGCUCAAUUUCGAUUCUGGGUCAAGAAAAUGUUCACACUACAGCCCACGGAUGGAAAAACACCGGAAAAGUUGAGACGAGUUUGUCACGAAGGCAAGCCAGUGGCCGUACGAGAAAAGCUGUUCAAAAUUCUCACAAAAGCACACAAACAGUGUCAACAUGGGGGUCGAGAUAAAACUUCGGCACAAGUCCGACGAAUGUAUUCAUGGGUACCGAAAGAACUCAUUUCGAGAUUCGUCAAAUUGUGUCCGACGUGCCAGGUGAGGAGAUGCACAAAUCGAAAUUCACCACGAGGAUCCGAAAGAAGCCCAGAAGAGCAUAGGGAUGCGCCGUCGCCCGAGACCAGUUCCACGGCCAAUUCACGAAAAAAUUCCGCCACAGCCAAUCAGCCGACAGUCAAUGGCAAUUCGCUCUUGCAAACCGCCCCAUGCAACUCAAGCGCGACCUUCCAACAGCAAAAUCGCUGGAUGACACCAUUGUCGUCUCAGCACGGAGAAGCAAGUCGUUCGGCCUCCAUGUCGACCGACAAUCAUAUCAGCACUCAUGAUUCAUACAAUACUAUUCCUCCCAUGCCAAUGAACUGUACCAAGGCCACACCACCCGGCGUGACUUUUUCAUCGCUCAAUCCAUUUGGAAAUGUCACGACAUCUUCAUCUACACAUGGUUCAGAUUCAAUCGGUCGUGGUCAUGUACCAACGGACCACGGUUACGGAACCCAAGUUGAGGCCCGAUAUCUCUAA
Rhinocladiella mackenziei CBS 650.93 is the source of this 1350-nucleotide messenger RNA. RefSeq lists its product as uncharacterized. The transcript has 5 exons. The coding region runs from base 1 to 1350 and encodes 449 amino acids. The record is from RefSeq and is a predicted model, not a curated record. Lineage: Eukaryota; Fungi; Ascomycota; Eurotiomycetes; Chaetothyriales; Herpotrichiellaceae.